AUGUCAAGUUUCAAAAUUGCUACAACCGAAAAAAACAAACCGUUAUUGAUACAUAACGGUUUUAAUUAUACGAUUGAUCGAACUUCAGAAAAAAAAACUUAUUGGAAAUGCGAAUAUUGUCGAACUAUUAAAUGUAAAGGAAGAAUACACACUGAUGUUAAUUUCACUAAUAUUUUGCGCGAAAAUGGUGAUCAUAAUCAUCCUGCAAAUGCUGCAAAUACUGAAGUUAGAUUAUUUCAAGAUGAAGUGCGUUCUCGUGCUAUGAAUACAAACGAAAGUACUCAAAAUAUUAUCGACAAUUGCUUAAGAAAUGCAUCGGAUCAAAUGGUAGCACGUCUUCCAAAUUUCAAAAACAUUAAAAGAAAUAUUCAACGACAACGACAACAAAAUGAUUUACCUAAAUUUCCAUUAGAUAAAAAUUUUAAUAUAAUUCCACCAUCUUUAACAACAACAUUUAAAAAUGAAAAAUUCUUAAUAUUUGAUUCUGGACCUGGUAAUAAUCGUUUACUUAUAUUCGCAUCUAUUAAUCAAUUAAGAAUAUUAGAAGGUGCUGAAGAAAUUCUAAUUGAUGGUACAUUUAAAGCGCUUUUUGCUGUACUUGCUGAUAAACAACAACAAACGUAUCAACGAUUAAUUAAUGAAUUAAAAAAUUUGUGUCCUUCAUGGAAUCCCAAAUUAAUAAUGGUUGAUUUCGAAAAGGCGGAAAUUAAUGCUUUUCAAUCAUCAUUUGGUACAGCUACAAAUUCAGUUGGAAUGUCAGCUUGCUUUUUUCAUCUUCAAAAAAGUAUAUUGCGCAAAUUACAAGAUCUGGGAUUGAAAAAUAAUUAUGAAAAUGAUUCAGAAUUUGCAUAUAAUGUUCACAAAAUUUCUGCAUUAGCAUUUCUUCAACCAUCUGAUGUUGCACAAGCAUUCGACGAUCUCUAUCUAUCUUUACCUCCAAUCUUAGAGCCUGAAAUGGAUUAUUUUGAAGAUUCGUACAUUGGAAGACGUCGACCAAAUGGACGUGCAACACCGAGAUUUCCGAUUGACUUAUGGAAUAUGCAUUACCGAACAAUCAAUGAUUUAAUGCGUACUAAUAAUCAAGCAGAAGCUUGGCACAGAAGGCUCAACUCUGUAAUACAAUGUGAGCAUCCAUCUCUAUGGAUUUUUAUUCAAAGUCUUCAGAAAGAAGAAAAUUAUAUUCGUUGUCAAAUUGUUAAAUUGGAUGCUGGAGAUAAAUCAUUUCGAAAUAAAAAAUAUUUAGAUUAUAGUCAACGUUUAAAGAACUUGUUACUAUCUCCACAUCCAACUCUUCUUACACAAUUAGAAGGACUAGCAAGAAAUUUGUAA
Rotaria sordida is the source of this 1329-nucleotide messenger RNA. The record is from the annotation of a GenBank genome assembly. Lineage: Eukaryota; Metazoa; Rotifera; Eurotatoria; Philodinida; Philodinidae.